Cotesia glomerata is the source of this 809-nucleotide messenger RNA. RefSeq lists its product as uncharacterized. NCBI's taxonomy places the organism in Eukaryota, Metazoa, Arthropoda, Insecta, Hymenoptera, Braconidae. The coding region runs from base 102 to 758 and encodes 218 amino acids. The record is from RefSeq and is a predicted model, not a curated record. The transcript is spliced from 2 exons.
UAUAUAUAUAUAUAUAUAUUUUUUUUUAAUUCCAUCAAUAAAUUUUAAUUAGUUGAUAAAUUAAGUGAUAUUAUUAUAUAAUUUUAUAUAAAAUAUUAAACAUGUCAGAGGAUUAUUUAUUCGAGUGCCAGCGAGCAGAAUUGUUGGGGCAAACUCCACCGACUGAAGAGGAGUGGCGAAAAAAAUUUUCAACUAAUGUUGAUGAUAAUAAUGAUAAAAAUGAGGAUAAUAAUGCUGAUACUGAGGUAAAAAUGAUGAUAAUAACAAUAGUAAUAAUAAUAAUAAUAAUGACAACAAUUAUAAUAUUUUUUCAGAAUUUGGAGCAAAGUGACGAAAGUUUGAAACGUAUUGGAGGAGGAUUGGAUGAAUUAACAUCAAUUUUAAGUGCAACCCAAAAAAAAAUUAAUCGUUUCAAGACUGUUUGCGGAAGCUUGAGCUCGCUUUUAAAAGUAAAAGUUAAUUCCCGUAACGCAACACCAGAGCACUCACAAUCAUUAACAACAAAUUAUUCUGAACAUCAUCAGCAACUCCCUGAAUCCGAAGAAACUUACGAAACUCUCAUGGUAGAAACAGAAGAAACUUCAGAAAAAAAUCCAGCUCGAGAAGACAGUCCUGCUAUGGCGGUAAAGAAAAUCGACCUAAACGAAAAAAUGGGCUCGCAUUUAGACAAACUCGAUUCACUGAUUACCAAAGCGGAAAAUGCUCAGUACAGCAUGCAGCAUCAGACCAAACAGAUGAAAAAGAUUGUUAAAAAAUAAGUUUUAUAGAUAGCAAAAACUUGCCGAAUAAAUUUUUAAGUUUUCUGAAAA